GAUGGCAAGCACAAAUUGGGUACCAUUGAGUCUGUGUAUCAUUCUGACAAGAGCUUAUUGGAAAUGGCUGCAGAGGAAAGAAAGACUACUGCUGAGGAUCAGCUAGCUAUGUUUAGCAGAGCAGCUAAAUCUGGUGACAGAAAAACUGACGAGGAUUGGGUUGUUGACGACGUUCUUUUGAGUCAUAAAAGAAGGAGGAAGCACGAGGAGAAAGAUGAAAGGAAGAAAAAUUUGAAGAUCAUUCAAGGGUCACUGACACACUUAAAUUAG
This is a messenger RNA of Enterobius vermicularis (human pinworm), 270 nucleotides long. The record is from the annotation of a GenBank genome assembly. Lineage: Eukaryota; Metazoa; Nematoda; Chromadorea; Rhabditida; Oxyuridae.